Messenger RNA from Schistosoma bovis, 2508 nucleotides. The record is from the annotation of a GenBank genome assembly. Lineage: Eukaryota; Metazoa; Platyhelminthes; Trematoda; Strigeidida; Schistosomatidae.
UGUGAGAACAUCUCGAGAGGGAGAGCGAACUCUCCUCACUCUCGGCUGUACCAGGGCAUUCAGAGGCGCGUGACUAUCGUAACCAAUAGUUGGAGACUGGGUGACAGGGCUCAGAAUCGAUCACAAUGGCGUAAGUGUACACGCUCUUUGUCUUUCCUUAAACCAUGAGAUUAAAAUUGCUUUAUAUCCUUCUACCAACUAAUCCUUUCUUCCUGUACUAUAUUCUCUUACGAAAUGUUAUUUUAUUUUUACUACCAUUGAAGUAACGUCUAUCAAUUUGGUGUUCACCUUGUUCUAAUGAGUUGUGGCAAUUUGGAUCAUUGCAUAUAUGUGCCUGGUCCUACAUUGUAGCUGGCUGACUGACUUCCUUAAUAGUUUGUUAGUCGUUUUAUUGGUUUUCCAACUUCAACGUUGUGUUGCCAUAGGAUUUCCAGUAAAGCCCCACUGUGUUUACCCAGUAUAGUUAUCCUUAAUUAUGAGUAUUGAUUCAUAAGACUUAAUUACAUUCGGUAAUUUAAUUGUGAUUAUUAUAAAUAACAUUCGAGCAUAACUGCUGUUGUCAUGCUGAGAUUGCAUUUCAUGAAAUUUGUCAGGCGAUUCACCUAAGUUGGGAAUUUGUAUCCAUUGUUUGUGUAAAUCCUUAAAUAUGGGGGAGUUUUCUAAUUCUUUCACGUUACAUCAACAGAAUACGGGCAAAAUAGUUGAGCUUUUGUUAUGGCUACAUAUCUAAGGUCAUAAGAGUAUUGUGGAGUAUUAUGGAUUAUGUAGAAGUUUUUAUUGAUGAAAUUAAGCUUUUAUAUAUACCUUAGUAAAAUCAAUACUAGAUAUUGAUCAUCAAGUUGUCAGGGACUGAUUAGUUGGACAGAUGGAGUUAAAUUAAAGGAGCCUGGAUUACAGAAUAUAUGAGGUAUUUUUAUUACGUUGUCUGUUCUUAUAUCUUUUUCGACGUAAUCACAUUUAUUCGAUAAUGUUACAACUUUCUUUAGCACUUCGGACUAUCACUUACACACCUAUGUUAAAAAUGCUUUUUAUUCAAAAUAGUUUUCACUGAUCCUGAGGACUCACAUGAAGUUCUAACCUCUAAAAAUACUCAAAGAAACGAAUUCCUUCAAAUAUUGAGCGCUGUUUAGAAUUGGCUGAGUCGUAAACAACUCAAGAGUAAAGUUUCAUCGAUAACCAUUUGGUUUUGCUAUUUGAAAAUCAAUCUGGGAUCAAUGAAAGAUUGUCAACUGAUUUUGCAUGAUGUUCCCGAAAACACAGAAUUAGGGAUUGAUCUGAAGUUUUGGAGGGUUGGCAAACACUUUAAAGGCAUCAAAGAUAUACCUCUAGGAGUACACUUUGUCUAUUAUAGUGCCGUAAAUUCAGACUGUAUGUCAGGUCAACGUGUUGGAUUCGUAGCAAAUUUCACUCAACCUGGUUUCAUUGUUAAGAAGUGGCAAAAAGAAAAAGAGGGUAAUUCGUUAUAUAUUGCUUAAAAGACCAAUAACGUUUUCGUCCUCUUGUCCAGAUUUCAUAGAUAUUAAAUUGACUGAUAACGAAGUAGAACGUAUUAUUUCGAAUUUCGAUGAAAUUUCUAUGUAUCUGGGGCAGUAUCCUGCGGAGUCACACAGAGAUUGGAUUUCGUUGUCUAAUUUUAUAACAACAUGUACAUUAACUCGUCUUGUUCCCUACUGUGGUCGUCUAUAUUCCUGUCCACACUUCUUAUCUGAACCCUCUAAUACCCAAGAACGCCUGGCUCUUAAAAAUUCCUAUACGACUAGCUGUCCAAAUAAAAAUUCAGAAGACCUCUUACCGAAUUUAUCUAUUAUUCCUGGUACAGAGGUACGUUUUACUUCAAUUCCAACAAAACCACUUUAUCCACCUCUUUCAUCUCCAUCGGAAAUCACUGCCCAUUGUAUGGAUCAAACAUAUACUCUUUGUACUACUAUGGACGUAAUCUUCUCGAGCAUCAAUUCAGAAAAGGCCAGUGGCUUAAGUAAGGAUCUGGAAUCUGCUCGCGAGCUGCUCGGUGAAUUUCAAUUUGCUUUUCUCAAUUUAUUAUUAAAUCAUUCAAUGGAAGGCUGGGAACAGUGGCGUCGUAUAUUCCAAUUACUCGCUAAUUUUAUUUAUCACCAGUUAACUAAUGCAAAUAGAUCAGAGGUGUCAAGUAGCAAUUCAGCUGUGGAGUUACUCGAUAUUUUCUUUUCGGAAUCAUCUAGCUCGAGUACACAGUGGAAAUUAACCGAACCUGGCUUUUUACCAACUAUGAUUGGGCGUCUUUUGAAAAAUAUUUAUUCUGUUUGUACUUCUGAUAUAGCUAACAAAACAUCUCCCAGUGAAACUAGUAAUAUUCUGAAAGAUCUCUUUAAACGUGCAGAUGGCUUUGCUCAUAGCAUAAAACAUCGAUUCAAAUGGGAUAUGAUCACUUCAUAUCAGUUAUUACAAAGGUCUACUCCAAAUAUAACCGAAAUUCCUAUUGAAGAAUUUGACUGGGAUGGAGAUGAAGCACCUGUCAUUGUACAGCUGUAA